CAGCAUUAGGCCUAACACAUUAACGGUAUCUAGAAAUUUAGCCGUUUACUUAGUAGUUUAGAAUAAGACCAAUAUAUAUGAAAUAUAUUCACGUCAUUUAUUCUCUCUUUGCUUUUAUUUCCUUUAAAGGCAUGAUGUUGAUCUAACAGCUAGCAAUUCUCGUACGUGAAUGAGAUUUCAAUCGAGCUUUUCAAAAUGGCGGACACUGAUGCGUGGGAUGCUGAUGAUUUCGAGCCAUCGCUUCCGCAAACCAAAAGUGUCACAGAUAGAUGGGAUGGUGAAGACGAAGAUGACGACGUCAAGGAAAGUUGGGCAGAUUCUGAGGAAGAAGAAAAGAAAGAGCAGGAUGGCAAAACAGUGUUAAAUUCAGAAAGCCAAGCCUACCAGCGCCCUAAAAAGAAACCUUUGGCAGAUAGAAUAGCAGAAAAGGAGGCUCAGAAGAAGAAAGAAGAAGAGGAAAAGGCUAGGUUAAAGGAAGAGAAAAAAGAUUUAACAGCAGAAGAAAAAUUAGCAGAAAAGAUUCGGUUAAAAAAGAUUCAAGAGCAGGGUGAUCUGAGCCUUGCCAAAGGCCUGUUUGGUGUGUCAGAAUCCAGCAUAGACAAAAUGAUUCCAACAACGGAGGAAGAAUUCAGGCAGUUUGGAGAGGCAUUGAAGUCCAAAAUAACUUUUUUUGAGGAAAGCAAGUUCUACUCUGCUUUUGCGGAAAAACUCAUCUCAGAUCUUGCAUUAGGCUUAAGUGUAGAUGAUGUGAAAAAACUUGGCACAAGCAUCAAUACCCUCUACCAUGAAAAAGAACGGCAAAGGAAAGAGCAAGAUAAGAAAAAGAAAAAGAAAUCAAAGGCAACUAUUAGGGUGGACAAACCGGAUGACUUUGAUCUUAUUGGUGAUGCAUCAGGUAACUAUGGGUACGAUGAUGAUGAUUUUAUAUAGCAGCCGAGCUCCGAGAGAGGGCGUUAACCCAGACACCUGCAUUAUCUUACUUGCAUCUUUUGCUGCCAUCACGCCUUAACUGCUGCUUCACCAUGCGGAGUGGCCCAGCAGGGGGAUUGUAGCCACCAUGCCCUCCUGAGUGUUGUUGAACAGUUGUGAUUGCUUUUUUGCUUCUGUAAAACUACAGAAAUAUCUUUGUUUGGAUGGCUGAUCUUUGGACAAUAUCUGCCCUGGAUAGAAGAGUGAUUAACUUGCUUACAGUGCACACAGGAUAGACAGUGGGCGAAUUCUUGUGGUUUUGAGGCACUUGCAUGCAUGGAGGAUGCUUCAAAAGACUUAAGUGGCAUGAAGUGAGCUGGGACAUUCCUCGUGAACUAUUAGUAGUGUUUCAGUCAUCUUAGGAUUUAAGUUGUUCAAGGAAGUAUAAUCUUUUGCAGUGAUUUGGGGUUGGGGGUUGUUGGGUAUUUGUAGUUCUGUUUGGUGCCUAGAAGUUGUUGAAUUAAAUUUUGUAUAUGCUUUAUAUGCAUUGCAGAAAAAUCUAUAGAUAAAUGUGACCAUGCGUCUUAGCAUGGUCAAAUUUUUUUGUUGCAAAUCACAGCAAAAAUGUAAAGUGAAUGCCAACAAUAGUCCUAGUUUUGCUCCGUGUACUUUUCUGGUGGGUGUCUCGUAAACCAAAUGGUCCUCCAACUGUUCUUGCCAUUUUAUCCAGCCAUAGAUUAUAAGAAUUGAUUUUCUGAGUAGGGUAUUCACUCUUGUACAGUUUUUAAUGACUACAUGACCUUGAGAAAACAGCAUUGACACAAGGUACAGCUGCUGCUUCAGCAGGAGUUUAUUUAAAAAAUGCAGUGAAACAAUCCUGUAAAUGUUUACAUAUGGUGGCAAAUAGGGAUGGGAUUGUAAGGAACUAGUUAAAUAUACCACUUGAGCUUUCUGUGCCCAAAUUCCACAGUUGCAUUAAUCGUAGAGUGUUUCACCCCAUUACUGGUGAAAACUUGUUUAAAAAAAAUAAAACAAUUUUGCUCUUGAA
Pomacea canaliculata is the source of this 1957-nucleotide messenger RNA. Its product is annotated as eukaryotic translation initiation factor 3 subunit J-A-like. The record is from RefSeq and is a predicted model, not a curated record. Gene Ontology annotation, molecular function: translation initiation factor activity. The transcript has 9 exons. Lineage: Eukaryota; Metazoa; Mollusca; Gastropoda; Architaenioglossa; Ampullariidae. Gene Ontology annotation, cellular component: eukaryotic translation initiation factor 3 complex; cytoplasm. Bases 196 to 930 code for a protein of 244 amino acids.